ACUACUAGUCUGUCGUCAGCAAUACAAACCCCGACCAAGCGGCUGUCGAAUGCAUUGCGAAGGGCCCUCCCUGUUUCUACCCAUGAGAACAUCUACACUGUACCCAACCUACUGACCGCAUCCCGGAUCAUAGCCGCUCCUUUCAUUGGCUAUUGUAUUCUGAAUGAUCAUCACGCUUGGGCCUUGGGCUUGUUUGCCUAUGCGGGCAUUACUGAUCUCCUCGACGGCUGGAUAGCACGGAAAUGGAACCUGGGCACGGUCGUUGGAACGGUGAUCGACCCGAUGGCUGACAAGGCUCUCAUGAUGGUCUUGACCGUGGCCUUGGCCAUGAAGGGCACACUACCUCUUUGGCUAGCCGUCAUUAUCAUUGGUCGGGACGUCGCCCUGGGAAUUGCGGCCAUCUAUUACAGGUGGAUCUCGCUGCCACCGCCCAAGACCUUCAUGAGGUACUGGGACUUCUCGCUGCCGUCUGCAGAGGUCCACCCUACGACCAUCAGCAAGUACAACACGUUCUUGCAGCUUGCUCUGAUGGGUUGUACGACGCUGUCACCAUUACUACCCAUCAUGGGGGGCACGCCCUUGACAUUGAUGCAGUACACCGUGGCAGUGACGACGAUCUGGAGCGGUGCAAGCUACAUUUACAGCAAGGACGCUGUCAAGAUCCUCUCGCAAAAGGAUACCAAGGAGCGGGAAACCCAAGAGAAGUCAGAUAGAUGA
This is a messenger RNA of Cryphonectria parasitica EP155, 717 nucleotides long. RefSeq lists its product as uncharacterized. Gene Ontology annotation, biological process: cardiolipin biosynthetic process. Gene Ontology annotation, molecular function: CDP-diacylglycerol-glycerol-3-phosphate 3-phosphatidyltransferase activity; cardiolipin synthase activity. The record is from RefSeq and is a predicted model, not a curated record. Lineage: Eukaryota; Fungi; Ascomycota; Sordariomycetes; Diaporthales; Cryphonectriaceae. The transcript has 3 exons. Gene Ontology annotation, cellular component: membrane; mitochondrion. The annotation marks the transcript as partial.